Molecule: messenger RNA, 663 nt
Organism: Adineta ricciae
Lineage: Eukaryota; Metazoa; Rotifera; Eurotatoria; Adinetida; Adinetidae
Source: the annotation of a GenBank genome assembly
AUGUAUAGGAUAAAUACACAUCGAGCUGGUGUUAAAAAACAUUAUUUAACAAUUGAAAAUGUGAAUGAUGGUAAAUCAGAAACAUUUUGUUAUUAUGAAAAGGAAACACAAACUGUAAAUCGAACAAGUUUAAUAUUUAUUCACGGAUUUUCAUCUGAUAAAAAUACUUGGUUAAAUACAAUCAAAAAUAUUCCUCAUAAUUUUCAUUGUAUUGCAAUUGAUAUGCCUGGUCAUGGAGAAACAGUUGGAUUUUCUUUAGAAGAUUUGAAAGCUGAUCGUGUUAUUGAUAAACUUAAAUUGUUCUUUGAUGUGUUGGGUUUGACUCGACCAAUGUGUUUAAUUGGAACUUCAAUGGGUGGUUCAAUUGUUGCAAUGUUUGCUGCAAAAUAUCCUUCAUAUGUGAAAAUGAUUUGUUUACUUGCACCUGUUCCUCCCGGAGGAUAUUGUGAAACUGAUGCAAUACGACAAAUACGUUCAGGAAUGUAUGAUAUCAUUUUACCCAGAACACAUGAACAAUUCUAUACGACAGCUGAUACAUUUGCAAUGAAAAAAAUUCAUUGUCGUCAUUUAUUAGCCAGUCAAUAUCUAAAAACAAAAUUAUCAACGAUUGAUCAACAUAAGAAAAUUCUUCAAUCAGCUUUUGAAAAUGAUUAUCCAAAUUUG